Mucor mucedo is the source of this 1457-nucleotide messenger RNA. RefSeq lists its product as uncharacterized. The record is from RefSeq and is a predicted model, not a curated record. The transcript is spliced from 4 exons. Lineage: Eukaryota; Fungi; Mucoromycota; Mucoromycetes; Mucorales; Mucoraceae. The coding region runs from base 403 to 1347 and encodes 314 amino acids.
GUAAGUAUAAACUAUACGGUCACCGGGAUGUUAACCUCUAAGAUUCUCGUAUCUAUGUCUUUGUACAAUUAUCUGUAGCUGCUUUAAUACACCAGAAGGUAUAUGUAGAAAGGUUUAAAGUGACUGUUAACUCUAAUCGAACCUGAUGAUUAACAGGAGCAUCAAUGCAUCCUUUUCACUACUAUAAUGCCUCUCUUUACUCGUUACUUUUCCCCUUCAAUGUAGCUCUAUUGGUAACAACAGCCGGUUUUAUUCUGUUUAAUCUGAUAAAAAAAGCAAUGAUUAUUUUAAUAACUGCACUUGUUAAUUUUGGACAUUUUCUGUGCACAGUAGAAAAUAAUUACUGGACCGGAAACGUGUAAAUUCUUGCUUUUUUUAUGCUGAAACAAAAAAAAAUAUAUAAUGACAAAUCCCACCUUUGAAACGCACAUUCACAAUGAAAUUCUCUUGAAAUCAGAACAGUGUAGAUUGGCCAACUUGGAAUUGUUGGAUGCAAGCAGAGUUGAAAACGACGAUGCCAGUUUGGACGAAAAUAGAGCUGCUAUAGCCAGACACGACGUUUCAGCCGUUCCUGUUAUUGAAAAGCCUCGUAAUAUUAACGCAUACAACGCCUUUUGUCAGCAAGAGAAGACAAAGAUUCUCAAGAACACUACUGAAGAAGUCCCUGCUGUCCCUUUGGCAUCCCAGAUUUUGUUUAAACGAUAUAAAAAUCUGACUGAAGGCGAGCACGAAACACUUGCGACUACGGUUCAAGAAAUGAAUAAUGGCAGUGAAGUCCAAACUUCCAAAAAUACUGACUUAAUUCUCGCCCGGAUGAAAUCAACACUCAAGAAAUUCCUUGCAAUCAUGAACGCUUACGACGGGACAGAAAGUGCUAUGGGUUUCGGGAGAAAUAGGCCCUGGAAAGCGAUUGCUGUUGGAGAGAACGUGGAAAAGAUGGAUUUAAAAAAAUGGAGAAAGGAAAUUAAGCAAAAUCUAAAUCCCGGUUUCAAUGCUAAAAAAGCCCGUAUUGUUGCUGCAUCCUUGGUACAUAGUAAAAGGAUUGCUGCUGUCAAGGAAUCCAUAAAGAAGCUGAUCUAUGACCAAUGUGGGACUACUCACGCUGUAGUACCUUGGAAAAAAAUGGUCAGGGUGGAAGAUAUAGGAACCUUUACUAAAAAUAACAAAUGUUUGGUGGUCAAAAACUGGCCUAUAGAUAACUUUAUACCUAAAGAGAUAAAAAAGGCACACAAUCUUACGCUUAUAGAGUCCAACUUGUGUCGCCUUGAAUUCGAAUUGAUUAGUAUACCUGACCAGUCGACAUUUACAGAGCCAACUGACAUGCUAGUCGAUAACGACAACGAAUAAACGAUGCUCUGAUUCUUUUUUUUUUUAUCUUUAUGUCUAGAAAAGACGGUAUAAUUUGACAUCACUCCUAACAUACCUUACAAAAAGUAUUUCUAAAAAAGAUAGCGAAC